GUUUCAUCUUCAGCUGUGAUGAGAGCAAGAAAGAACAAAAUGGCGACGGGCACUUCGUCUCAAAACGAAGCAAGUGGAUCAGCUGAAGACAAUGUUGAUCGGUUGAAACAAUUAUACCCAGCUGUAGAUGAAGAAGAAACCCCUCUCCCACGUUCGUGGAGCCCAAAAGACAAAUUUAAUUUCAUUGGUCUUGGUCAGAAUAAUCUUAGAGUCCAUUAUAAAGGUUAGUAUUUUGUCUUUGUUAUUUUCCCCAAGUCGCAGUUGACACACUUUUCAUAACCACUUGUUCUAUUUUUAGUAGUACGUGUGUCUGAAGACUGCUAAAAGACUUAUAUAAGUUAAACAUUAUUGAUCUGUUAAGGGGGAAUCUGUGGAAACAAACACAUUCAAUUUAUAGUUAAGACAAUGACAAGGGUGGUAAAGGAAGGCAACUAUUUAUUUAGUAUUAUUUACUAUAAUUUCAUAAUUGUUAUGAUGAAGUUUACUUAAAAAUAGGACUACCUGCCAGUGAGUAGUAUGAUUGUCUAAAGACUCAAGAUUACUCUAGAGAUACUUAUCACUGUGUACUUUUAUUGCGGGUGUGGUACACAAAACAGUAACAUCCUAUCGAUAGAUAUGAUCCAUUGCUGUUUUAAUAGCCUGUGACUUAAAUAAAUAUAUUUAUAUACCAUACUAUAUCAGAGAUGGGCCUAUAAAUUAUUUAAAUUUAUAGUAUUUAUAGGUAAAUUUUGAGUUAACAGUAUGGGUUUUGCCAAGAGUUUUCUCACUCUAAGCGCAGUGACGUCACAUUGGCAAAUCCCAACACUGGACUUGGGUGAAUAGAUCUAUUCUUUGAAGGACCCGAACGAUGUGUGUCUUAACAUUCCUGUUCUUUAUAGAGCAUUACUCGCGUCGUAAAGGAUACGGUUAAAAAGAUGUGUUUGGAAAUGAAAUUUUCCAUUAAAUUUUUAUUAAAAUUCAACUUACACAUUACAAAAGGAGGAAAAAAGAAACACAUCCGUGCUGAUACCCCCAAGACCCAACACCACCUGUAUGUUAAACUUUGGUAACAAAAGGAAGACUACUGCUUAAAUUACAUUUGGAAUGAUCUUCUAAGAACAGGGGAGGGGCCCUCCCCUUGCAUUAAAUACCAAAAUAAGAAACAUAGAAAUUCUCUGGGGAGGGGAGACUCCUCCCCAAUUUAACAAAAAAUAUAAAAUAAGAAAACAAGAACUUGCAUUAUGUAAAUAUAAAUACAAACAUCGAAAUCUUUUUAGUAUGGCACCUCCGUGACCCAAAUACCGCCUUACCGCUAACUCAAAAACAGCAAAAUUUAUGUCAACGUUAAAACUUAUUUUUAUUUCGCAGUAGAUUAGGUUUUUAUAAACUUCACUAACCCUUGCUCCUGAUUCUAAAAUACCCAUGCCCCUGGGCUCCAGUUGGAAACUUUCAAGAAACUGCUCUGUUUUGAUUCCUUAAGAAUAGCACUUUCCAUCACCUUCAUUUCUAUAAAUUGCAAAACAUUACUAAAACAUAACAAAAACAAUGGUCAUUGGGUGAGGCCAUAAUUUUGACCUUUUGCAAGUCAAGUGGUAAACCCUGAACUCAGUAUUUACUACAGAUUUUCAUAUACAGACUGUCAAUCUUGGGUAAGGUAUGGGAGACCGAAAUAUGGUUAUGGCGGGUUGUGAAUUUUGAACGCUUAGACCAAUAAAGUUGGAUCUCGGGUUCAUAGGGUUAAAAUUACAAAGUAUAAUCCAAAUCCAAUAUUGCAAUAAAUGCACACCAUCUACCAAGUCAUUGAGUUGAAUAUAUUUCAUUAAUUUAUUCUUACAGUCAUUUAAAAAGUAAACAUAAUAUCAUUUAAUUAGCAAGUUUUUAGAAAAUCUAUAUUUUAAAUAUCAGCCAUAAACCUUUUGAUCACUUCUAUAUGUCAUUGUAUCUUGUAUUACUAAAGAGAGCUGUUAAGUUUAGGCUUAAAUUUUUGCAAAUUUUAAAAAAAUGUGAGCAUGGAGUCCUACCAAAUACAUUCAGCCUGUAUCAGAUGCUAAAGACUGUAAGAUACUAAGAUGCGGUCUGUAUAUAUUCCUUUUACAUUUUAAAUGAAAAAUUACUAAUUACUGUUUAAAUGUCAACCGUUAUUGAAUUGCAAAGCUAAAGUACUCUAAAAAGCUAAUAAGUCUGUUACUGCCUUUACUUGUUCAUAAGUCGACUCUCUUAGUGUUGUCCAAAAAAAGCAGGAAAAGGGUUAACCUGCUCAUAAUCUGAUGGUUUAAAAUAAGUAAGUUGAAGCUAUAUGGUACUAAUGAAAAUAAUUUAUUUUUGUUAAAAUUCAAUCUUUUAGAAAUAAUUAUAAUUUAAGUAAAAAGACUUAAAAACCAUGAAAGUGGGCACUGCCAGAGACAACAUACUGUAUUAUGUAUGAAACAGACACUUGCUUUGCAUUUCUAUAUGUAUAUACAGUAACCAUAAUGAACAUUUUCAAAAAUAGGACCUCUGCAAUCUAGAAUAGCAGUUUCAUUAUUCAUUGUAGGUACUUUGAGAGUCGUUCACAGCAGUCGCAAAAUGAGGAUGAAACAUGUGACCCAAUUUUGCAUACCAUCUUAUGUUGACUGCUGUUAAUUAUUUUUUUCCUCAUAAUUUUAUAUAAUACAAUUGUUGAUCCAGGAGAAAAUUAUAGAAAUCUCAAAUAGCCCACUCAUUAGCAGACCACCUCAUUUAUUCUGAUUCUAAUAGACUACGUUGCUUCAACCAAGUACUGGCAUAUGUGCAACGGUUUCGGAAGCGAUGCGGCUAUCCUAACCGCUCCUAGCGGGUGCCAGGGCAGCCUUGAAACUCUGAUUGAUGUCGAGUCCAUGGCGGCAUUGUCGAGUUGGUUUCAAGUAAUUAUUGUUCGUGGGAAAAAUGAUUUUUAUUGAACUGUGUUACACCGAUGCACAGUGAAGCAUUCAUCAUUGUUCUGGAGUUGUCAGAGGUGAAGUCAGUGUUUAUUGAGUGUUUGGCUCUGAUUAAGCGACCUGGCUUCUGCGGGGUUAGAUACGUGUUAGCUGGAAUGGCCGACACUAACCCCGUGACCACUUUAUUCCUUUUAAAUAUUUCCAAAAAGUCAUCUUAUGAAUCAGUAUAUUCAACUUUAAUGUGAUUUUAAAAGAAAGAAAUCUGUUUUUAGUUGUUUUGCAGCCAGUAGCAUACUACAUUUUCUCAAUCUUGCUGACACCAGUGUAAAUAAACUCUGUAUAAAAGAAGUCAUAUGGGUGCUUAGGCCUAAUAUAUUCUGCUAUGCAUCUUCAUGUUGUAUAAUGGUAUUAUUAUGGCCUAUAACAAAUCUCAUAAGGUGUUGGCAAGACCCAUAAAGAUGCAGCUAGUGUCAGAGCAACACAUCCAAUCCCUGCUUCAUGUGGCAUAUACUAUUUUGAGGUUAAAGUCAUCAGCAAAGGCAGAGAUGGGUAAGUGAUUCAGUUUUUCUUUAUAUAUUGCUAAGAAUUGGAACCUAAGAUGCACUUAAAAAGAAUUUUUACUACUAUUUGUCAAAAUACCAAUUUAAUUUAUUUCUUCUCGACGAAACAACCCUACACCCUAACCCUUAAUUUCACAUUUCUCAUUACCACUUUUCAAAAAGUGUUUUUUACCCAAAUUUGAUUAAAACGCUGCUCAGAAAAAAAUUAACAACUACAUUAAAUUUGUUACUAGGGUCAUACCUUAUAGGCAGAUUUUCAGUUAACAUAUAAUACAACCACUCAUAAUUUAUAAUGUAUAGUGCUAUGAAAAUAAAUAUUUUAAUUAAUGGUUUGUAAGUUACUUAAAAUAUUUCCUAACCAAUCAAAAUUAUGUUGUUUCUAUUAGAGAGCAUAGAAAAAUAUAAUUCUGCUGAAACCCAUUUAUCAGAAAAAUGGCUGAUGUACAAUUAUCUGCUAAUUAAUCAGUGCAACCCAUGUCUUUUUUAAGGUGUCUUGAUACCCAAAGAAUUACCACUAUUUGGUAAUGAGUGUCACCAUUAAAAGUUUUCUUUUAAAAACAUAUUCUUGUUUCAAAAAUAUAGAAAAUGUAAGAUUAAAAAUCCUACUAGUUGUCUGUUUUAGUUAAUACUUUUUAAAAGAGUCAACAUUUUUGUAUUUAAAUAUACAUUGAGACUGAGCAAGUACUGUUUCUGAAUAAUGUGGCAAAGGUUAAAUAAAGAAGUUUCUAAAUUUAGACAUGACUUCAGACCAGUGGUUACAUAGUUAUGGACAAUUGCUGUAGAGAUUGCUGUCCAGAUAUUCAGUUGCUUGCUAUAUUUCUUACCUAAAGUAUACUAAUUUUCAAGGGGGGGGGGGGCAAUAUUUAAAAAAAAAAAUUAUGGAUUUAAUUUUUCUGAUGAAGAUGUUAUUUUAAGAAUUUACCAGUAUUUCCUUUCUUAACUAAAUUAGAGAUUGCUGUCCAGAUAUUCAGUUGCUUGCUAUAUUUCUUACCUAAAGUAUACUAAUUUUCAAGGGGGGGGGGGCAAUAUUUAAAAAAAAAAAUUAUGGAUUUAAUUUUGCUGAUGAAGAUGUUAUUCUAAGAAUGUACCAGUAUUUCCUUUCUUAACUAAAGAAUACAAUAACCUUUUUCAUAAUGAUAUUGCACCAUGCUAUUAACAUCCUUAUCUCAUUCUUUUCACUCAGUCAUUAAAAGUCUGCUUUUUUUAUAUUGAGGCUGGCAGCUAUUUGAAUCUCUGAUUCUAAUUUCUGUUAAUUUAGGAAAAGAAACUUAGCCAUAAUAAUAAAUUAUGCAAUGUACUAUUCAGCAGUCUAUGAAUUCAUUGUGAGAAUUUUAUUAUUUAAAAAAAACAAACUUUAAAUUCUGCCAAAAUCUGGUAAAGACUACUGUUAUUUUUGCAUAGACAGAUGAUUUUUAAUCCCACUCCCAUUGGUUGCUGCCUUACAACUUUGGAGAUUGAUACAUUUUUUAAUUUUUUUUUACUGCUUUACAUGAAUUAAAAAGUCCAUUCCAUUUGGCAAUUUUACCUAUAUCCGGGGAAGGACACUCCCCCCCCCUCUCAUUGAACCUACUACCUCUCAUCCCAGAGGCAGACAACAUAUUACAUUUUGCCACAGGUCUGAUAGAUAAAUUUCUUUAAAUAACAAAACAGAAGUCCAGCAAGUCUAUUUCCCUUUUAAAAAUUGUCAUUAUUUAAAAUAAUUCUUAAUACACAAAAUUAUAUAAGGCUUCAUGUAUACCGGUAUAUUCAUUUUACAGGUACAUGGGGAUUGGAUUGUCUGCACAAGGUGUCAAUAUGAAUAGACUUCCAGGUACUACAUAGUUUCAUAUGCUAUGUAAUUAAUUUAAUGAUUUGGAAUGCUUACAUGAUCUAAGAGCAGGUAGGUAAUUAUGAUUAAGAUUACAAUUUUUAUAAGAGAUAUCUCUCAGUUUUGAGUAAAGAAGUUGAGCUCAAUUGUUGGCCUGGACAAUUUUUCUAAUAUCCAGAUGCUUACUCUGUAAUGUUGACCUGAUCUGGUAUCUCAGACUAUAAUGCACAAAUGCUAUUAAUUGUAAUUGCCGAAUUUUUUACAUUAUAGGAGUGGGCUUGUUGGUUAAUUGAUGCCUUUCUUUUGAUAUAUGUUCAGCAUGUGCAAUGAAAUGUAUGCCUAUUUUUAAAAUGUUUAUAUUGAAAUUUUAUUUACAUAGAUUAUCUAGGUUUUGUAAAAUGAAAUGUAUUUUUUUAUUUUAGACAAUAUUUAUUUAAAAGAGGUUGAUUGGUUAUUUGUUCAAAAUUGAGGCAAUUUGAUUUUUGGAUUUUUAAUGGCCUAUGCACUGAAAAUGUAUUCCAUGGUUUUACAUGGGCUAUUAGAAUAAAUGUCCGGCUGUUAAACAAAAAAUCCUGUUCUGUUUCUUACAGGCUGGGAUAAGCAGUCUUAUGGUUACCAUGGAGAUGAUGGCAAUUCAUUCUGCUCCUCUGGUGCUGGUCAGUCAUAUGGACCAACAUUUACCACAGGGGAUACAAUUGGUUGCUGUGUCAAUCUUAUUGAUCACACAUGUUUCUACACCAAAAAUGGUGUCAGUCUAGGUAGGUGGAUGAUCCUGUCCUGA
Lymnaea stagnalis (great pond snail) is the source of this 6024-nucleotide messenger RNA. NCBI's taxonomy places the organism in Eukaryota, Metazoa, Mollusca, Gastropoda, Lymnaeidae. The record is from the annotation of a GenBank genome assembly.